GAGUCGCGAGAGAUCCCAGCGCGCAGAACUUGGGGAGCCGCCGCCGCGAUUCGCCGCCGCCGCCAGCUUCCGCCGCCGCAAGAUCGGCCCCUACCCCAGCCUUCGCGGCAGCCCUGCGUCCACCACGGGCCGCGGCCACCGCCAGCCUGGGGGCCCACCUACACUCCCCGCAGUGUGCCCCUGCACCCCGCAUGUAACCCGGCCGAGCCCCGGCGAGUGUGCCCUCAGUAGCUUCGGCCCCGGGCUGCGCCCACCACCCCAACAUCAGCUCUCCAGCUCGCUCGUCCGGGAUGGCAGCGGCCAAGGCCGAGAUGCAAUUGAUGUCUCCGCUGCAGAUCUCUGAUCCGUUCGGCUCCUUUCCUCACUCACCCACCAUGGACAACUACCCCAAACUGGAGGAGAUGAUGAUGCUGAGCAACGGGGCUCCCCAGUUCCUCGGUGCUGCCGGAACCCCAGAGGGCAGCGGCGGCAAUAGCAGCAGCAGCAACAGCAGCGGGGGCGGUGGUGGGGGCGGCAGCAACAGCGGCAGCAGCGCCUUCAAUCCUCAAGGGGAGCCGAGCGAACAACCCUAUGAGCACCUGACCACAGAGUCCUUUUCUGACAUCGCUCUGAAUAAUGAGAAGGCGAUGGUGGAGACGAGUUAUCCCAGCCAAACUACUCGGCUGCCUCCCAUCACCUAUACCGGCCGCUUCUCCCUGGAGCCUGCACCCAACAGUGGCAACACUUUGUGGCCUGAACCCCUUUUCAGCCUAGUCAGUGGCCUCGUGAGCAUGACCAAUCCUCCGACCUCUUCAUCCUCAGCGUCCUCUCCGGCUGCUUCCUCGUCGUCCUCUGCCUCCCAGAGCCCGCCCCUGAGCUGUGCUGUGCCGUCCAACGACAGUAGCCCCAUUUACUCUGCUGCGCCCACCUUUCCUACUCCCAACACUGACAUUUUUCCUGAGUCCCAAAGCCAGGCUUUUCCCGGCUCGGCAGGCACAGCCUUGCAGUACCCGCCUCCUGCCUACCCUGCCACCAAAGGUGGAUUCCAGGUUCCCAUGAUCCCUGACUAUCUGUUUCCACAACAACAGGGAGACCUGAGCCUGGGCACCCCAGACCAGAAGCCCUUCCAGGGUCUGGAGAACCGUGCCCAGCAGCCUUCGCUCACUCCACUAUCCACUAUUAAAGCCUUUGCCACUCAGUCGGGCUCCCAGGACUUAAAGGCUCUUAAUACCACCUACCAGUCCCAGCUCAUCAAACCCAGCCGCAUGCGCAAGUACCCCAACCGUCCCAGCAAGACGCCCCCCCACGAACGCCCAUAUGCUUGCCCUGUCGAGUCCUGCGAUCGCCGCUUUUCUCGCUCGGAUGAGCUUACCCGCCACAUCCGCAUCCACACAGGCCAGAAGCCCUUCCAGUGUCGAAUCUGCAUGCGUAACUUCAGUCGUAGCGACCACCUUACCACUCACAUCCGCACCCACACAGGCGAGAAGCCUUUUGCCUGUGACAUUUGCGGGAGAAAGUUUGCCAGGAGUGAUGAACGCAAGAGGCAUACCAAGAUCCACUUAAGACAGAAGGACAAGAAAGCAGACAAAAGUAUCGUGGCCUCUUCGGCUGCCUCUUCCCUCUCUUCCUACCCCUCCCCAGUGGCUACCUCCUACCCAUCCCCCGCCACCACCUCAUUUCCAUCCCCUGUGCCCACCUCCUACUCCUCGCCUGGCUCCUCUACCUACCCAUCUCCUGCGCACAGUGGCUUCCCAUCGCCCUCAGUGGCCACCACCUUUGCCUCGGUUCCACCUGCUUUCCCGGCCCAGGUCAGCAGCUUCCCGGCAGCAGGUGUCAGCAACUCCUUCAGCACCUCAACGGGCCUUUCAGACGUGACAGCAACCUUUUCUCCCAGGACAAUUGAAAUCUGCUAAAGGGAAUAAAAGAAAGCAAAGGGAGGGGCAGAAAGGACAUAAAGGACAGGAGGGAAGAGACGGCUGUAAGAGGGGCCACCUCUUAGGUCAGAUGGAAGAUCUCCGAGCCAAGUCCUUCUAGUCACGAGUAGAAGGUCCGUUGGCCACCAGCCCCUUCACUUACUGUCCCUGCUGCCCCGUUCCUGUUCCCUUUGACUUCAGCUGCCUGAAUCGGCCAUGUCCAAGUUCUUCACCUCUAUCCAAAGGACUUGAUUUGCAUGGUAUUGGAUAAAUCAUUUCAGUAUCAUCUCCGUCACAUGCCUGGCCCAUGCUCCCUUCAGCGCUAGACGAUCAAUUUGGCAAAAAAAAAAAAAAAAUAUGGGUUUGGGCC
Apodemus sylvaticus (European woodmouse) is the source of this 2262-nucleotide messenger RNA. RefSeq names its product early growth response 1 (gene Egr1). The record is from RefSeq and is a predicted model, not a curated record. Lineage: Eukaryota; Metazoa; Chordata; Mammalia; Rodentia; Muridae. The transcript has 2 exons. Gene Ontology annotation, molecular function: RNA polymerase II cis-regulatory region sequence-specific DNA binding; DNA-binding transcription factor activity, RNA polymerase II-specific. Gene Ontology annotation, biological process: regulation of transcription by RNA polymerase II. The coding region runs from base 291 to 1892 and encodes 533 amino acids.